Messenger RNA from Syzygium oleosum, 1149 nucleotides. Its product is annotated as cytochrome P450 72A68-like. The coding region runs from base 18 to 758 and encodes 246 amino acids. The transcript is spliced from 3 exons. Gene Ontology annotation, molecular function: oxidoreductase activity, acting on paired donors, with incorporation or reduction of molecular oxygen; iron ion binding; monooxygenase activity. The record is from RefSeq and is a predicted model, not a curated record. NCBI's taxonomy places the organism in Eukaryota, Viridiplantae, Streptophyta, Magnoliopsida, Myrtales, Myrtaceae.
UAUGUUUAACGUAGAAUAUGGAAAUGUCCUUGACUUAUUCAAUUGAUCUCUCCCUUGUUCUGAUCACCUUCUUCACUUGCGCAUGGAAAUUACUGAGUUUGUUUUGGCUGAAGCCGAAGAAGCUAGAAAAAUGUCUAAGACAACAAGGUCUAAUUGGAACUGCUUACGGGCUUUUGUUUCAAGAUCUGAGAGACAUCAUCAGAAUGACCAAGCAAGCUCAAUCUCAACCCAUUACUCCUUUCUCCGAUGACAUCGUGCCUCGCGUUCUCCCUUUCUAUCAUCACUCCAUCAAGAAAUACGGGAAGCUUUGCUUUACAUGGUUAGGGCCAAUGCCUGUGCUGAACAUCAUGGACUCAGACAUGUUGAAGGAAAUAUUUGCACGGGUCAAUGAUUUUGGAAAGCCACAUCCCAAGGCCAUUGCAGAUAUCUUGACAUCGGGGCUCCUGAAUAUUGAGGGGGAGAAAUGGGCCAAACAUAGAAAGAUCAUCAACCCAGCUUUUCAUUAUGAAAAGUUGAAGCAUGUAGUGACAGCAUCAUGUUCAAGUGGGGAGGAGAUGAUUAGGAUAUGGGAGAAGGAAAGUUUGGCUGGUGAAGUGGACGUGUGGCCUCACCUGCAGCAUUUGACGGGUGAUGUACUCUGUAGAGCUGCUUUUGGUAGUACCUACGACCAAGUCAGGGGCAUCGUCCUCCUUCAACAAGAACAAUUUGGGCUCGCAAACAAAAUUCAGCAAACCGCAUUUAUCCCUGCGUGGAAGUAAGUUCAGAUUUAGCCUAUAUUUAUUUUGCGAAAAAUGAAUAAUUUGGAAAAUAUUUUUCAAAAAAGGAUCGUUUGUAUCGCUUGAAAUAAUUAACUAAUGAAUAAUAUUUCAUUAUCGAUAAGAGUUUAUGGAUGAAAAUAUUUUUUAUUUAUUUAUUUUUUUAAAGUUAUUCAGACGAUCAUUUUUUGGAAAAUAUUUUUCAAAUAAUUCGUUUUUCACGAAACAAACGCACCCAUAUUAAUAAUUUAUUUUGAGAUCUUUUAGUUGUUGUAAAAGUAUAAAUACAAGAGUAACAAACCUCAGUUCGACUUACUCAAUCCCUAUCCAUGGAAUCUAUGGGGAUCACUACAAUUUUGACCUAUCAAAACAAUGUAUGGUAAGGCAAAUCUUC